Molecule: messenger RNA, 567 nt
Organism: Fraxinus pennsylvanica
Lineage: Eukaryota; Viridiplantae; Streptophyta; Magnoliopsida; Lamiales; Oleaceae
Source: the annotation of a GenBank genome assembly
AUGUCAUUACUAAAACAUCUUUAUGGUGAUAUCGAGCCCAAGUUUAUGUCACUAAUAUCUUGCUGGUCUGCAACCAUUUCAGAAAUUUUCAGCUACCCGGCAUGCAGGCAGCUAUCGCAAAUGAUCUUUGCUAUAUUCUUCUUUCACAUUUCAGAAUUCAUUAUAGCAAUUGCCAUUCAUGGGAAAACAAAUGAACACUGGUGGAUAAGCAACACUGGUCUUUUGAUGGUUAUUAUUGGCGAGGUCAUAAGAAAGUUGGCUAUAGUUACUGCUGGUAGGUCCUUCACUCAUCUCAUAAGGAUACAUCACGAGGAGCAUCAUAAAUUGGUCACUCAUGGAGUGUAUGCAUAUGUGCGACACCCAAGUUAUUGCGGUUUCUUCAUCUGGUCUCUUGGAACACAAAUAAUGCUUUGUAAUCCUUUAUCCGCACUUGCAUUUGCACUGGUUGUUUGGCGUUUUUUCCAGCAACGGAUACGAUACGAGGAGUUUUUCUUGCGGCAGUUUUUUGGUAUAGAAUACGAGGAGUAUGCUACACAGACUUAUUCUGGGAUUCCAUUUCUCAAGUGA